Molecule: messenger RNA, 837 nt
Organism: Penicillium macrosclerotiorum
Lineage: Eukaryota; Fungi; Ascomycota; Eurotiomycetes; Eurotiales; Aspergillaceae
Product: PEX11 domain protein
Exons: 4
Coding region: 1-837 (278 amino acids)
Biological process (GO): peroxisome fission; regulation of peroxisome size
Cellular component (GO): peroxisomal membrane
Source: RefSeq, a predicted model, not a curated record
AUGAUUUCCCAAUUGAAUCGGUUCAUCACGUCAGGUUCGGGCCUGGAGAAGACGCUCCGUUUAUGCCAGGCCGUUGCUCAGAUCGCCGCGGUGUUUACCGUCCACAGCACCGCGGUGCGUUUGACAACCGCCAAGUUACAAUUGGCUCUGACACGGCGGUUCUUCCGUUUCUUCGGCUUCAUUGAGUCCUUCCAGCGCGUGUCUGCGCGACUCAGCAUGGAAGGAAUGGGGUCUGUGUCUGGCUGGCUGGAGUUAGCCAAGUGGACCUGUUUUGGACUGUAUUUCAUCCUCGAAGAUUUGACGAUCCUGCACGCCAUGGGUGUCUACUUGGUGCCUUGGGAGGCGCGUGUGAUGCGGGAGGCAAACACUUUCUGGUUCUAUGCUUUGUUUUUCUCUAUACUAGGAUCGGUCUAUGGACUUCUCUUCACAUCAGAUGAGCGGUCGCCCAAGGCAGAAGACCAGAAAAAGAAAAGCGGUCAAAAAAGCCAGAAGGAAAAGGCCGCGACGAUAGCAGAACCCGAGGUCCCUCACUCGUCUACGCUGGUGCGACAGAUCAUUGUCGAUAGCUGUGAUAUGCUGAUUCCUGCGGAGCUUCUCAACUGGUUUCCCACCGGUGACUUGGUGUUGGGUGUGACGAUGGUGAUGAGCACCCUGCUAACCGGGCACGCCAUCUGGAAGCGGAAGGACGAUACUGAAGUACGGGCUCCGAAAAAGAUAUCAAUGGAACCAAAAAAGAUGGACUCGCGGGGAAUCGAACCCCGGACCACCCCCAUGCUAAGGGGGUAUUAUACCACUAAACCACAAGCCCAAUUCGAUGGAAGAAGGCUGAGAUUUUGA